UUGGUUGGAAACGCUUUGACUCGCUCUUCCUUUAACUUUCCCCACUUCUUCCCUUUUCGUCUGCCUCGCGUCGAGCAGGGGCAGCGACUUAUCACGACCGACGGCAAAGUGGGCGGAAUACGAAAGCGGAAGAACUUCUUCUACUUAGCUGGGGCUCGGAGUCGUUUUUUCUCUGCCAAAAAUAAAACCCCCACUGCUGAAAUGCUGACGGAAAACAGGAAACGGCACCACAGGUGUGACAGCGAGGAAGACCAACAGCUGAGACCUCAGGCCAAGAGGUCAGGACCGGGGCCCUGCCUGCUCGUGUCCGAUCUGGACUCAGAGUCUUCCAGCAGCGAGAGCAGCAAUGGGAUCAGCAGUCCGGAAAGAGCAAUAGAGGCCAGCACCAGGCCGUGCAUACACAGCCAGAGCAACUGCACCAGCCCAAAGCCCGAAGGAUCCGCCAGCUCCUUGCAGCACGGUCUCCAUGGCGACGGGGGAAGUGACUCCUAUGACUUCAUCAACAGAGUCCUGAGAGAGGCGCACUUCAGCAGCCUCCUGACCAGAGGGCGUCCGGGCUCCACAUGA
This is a messenger RNA of Menidia menidia (Atlantic silverside), 567 nucleotides long. The record is from the annotation of a GenBank genome assembly. NCBI's taxonomy places the organism in Eukaryota, Metazoa, Chordata, Actinopteri, Atheriniformes, Atherinopsidae.